Parasteatoda tepidariorum (common house spider) is the source of this 1832-nucleotide messenger RNA. Its product is annotated as protein phosphatase 1L. Lineage: Eukaryota; Metazoa; Arthropoda; Arachnida; Araneae; Theridiidae. The record is from RefSeq and is a predicted model, not a curated record. Gene Ontology annotation, molecular function: protein serine/threonine phosphatase activity; cation binding. Gene Ontology annotation, biological process: protein dephosphorylation.
UGGUUUAUUUCUUGUUAUUUUUGUGUUUUAUUUUCGGUCUUAUUUCUUAAUUCUAAUUAUCAUCUUACUCUGUAAUUUCAUGUAAUGUGCGAUUUGUGAAAACAAUGAUAUAUUUUUUAAUAAUUUAACAUCAAUCUGUUUAAGUCAUGGAGGAUGAUUCGGAAAAUGUUGUUUUUUAUGAAGCGAUAUUAAAAAAUCUUAGAAUAUUAUCAAGUGUAUUUUGGAGUUUCCCGUUCACAUAUGUGUCGAAAAUAUUCUCAGGACCUGGUUAUAAUAGGACAUCGAAAUUUGAAAUAUUUCUUACCAUAUUUGCUGUAAUUACAACCGUUGUAGUCUUCUAUCAUUCAUUCGAAUUUUUGCGUAGGAUUCUGUAUAAACUAUACCCUGUGAGACUUAGAGGCUUUCUUUUUGGUUCAAGAAAAAGUAAACAUUCAUGGGAAUAUUCAAAAGACAAUUGCUUUGUUUAUGCGAUUAAAGGACGAAGAGCCAAAAUGGAAGAUAGAUUUAGUGUUAUAAUUGAUAAUGAAAGUGGAAUAUCUCUUUAUGGUAUCUUUGAUGGCCAUGGAGGAGAGUUUGCUUCAGAAUUUGUUGAAAAGCAUCUAUUUAAAGAAUUAUUAAAAAAACUUCAAGAAGUUGUACAGAAUAAACCAGAAGACAAAUUAACCAGUGAAUUUGCUCGAAUUUUAACAGAUCGUAUUUUAGAAAUAGAUGUAGAGCUACUUGCUAAAGUUAAAGCCGCUAAAGAUGUUGCAGGUACAACAGCUUUGGUAGCAAUUUUAUAUAAGAACCAGUUGAUUGUUGCAAAUGUUGGAGAUUCAAGAGGAGUUAUUUGUGAUAGCAAAGGGAAUGCUAUUCCUUUAUCUUUUGAUCAUAAACCAGAUCAAUUGAAAGAAAGACGUCGAAUACAUUCUGCUGGUGGGUUUAUCUCAUUCCAUGGAGUAUGGCGUGUUGCAGGAAUUCUUGCUACAUCUCGGGCUUUGGGUGACUUCCCUCUUAAAGAUAGAAAUUUAGUCAUUGCUAGACCAGAUAUUUUAAAUUUUGAUCUGCAAGAUUUAAAACCACAGUUCAUGAUACUUGCUACUGAUGGCUUGUGGGAUGCUUUCAGUAAUGAAGAAUCAGUUGAUUAUGUGAAAAAAGAAUGUAAAAGAGAUAUUUGCCGAGCAGCUAGAGCUCUGACGAGGCAGGCAUUUAAAAGUGGCUCAUCAGACAAUAUAACUGUUUUAGUGGUUGAUUUUACCAAGAAAACAUGACAGUGUGCUCCUAUUUAAUUAUUGAUAGAUAAUAAAUGAGAUAAACUAUUAAAUGUGUGAAAUAUUAAAUUUAUCCCUUCUGUAAAAUUCUGUUUUUAUACAACAUAGCAGUUUUUCUGUAAAUAAAUAAAUGUCUCUUUUUAAAGAAGAAAGCUUUUAUAAUCUUUUCUAAAUCAAAUCGAUAGAAUAAAGCUUGUUUCCUUAAAUCACUCUGGGUUGUUUUAUUGUAUUAAUUUUUUUUUAAAAAUGUUCUGUUUUAUGUUUGCAUAACUUUGUAUAUGAACAAUAUUUUUAAAAUUUGAACAAAAACUGCUUAUAAUUUUCUUAGAUCAAUGAUUUUAAGUGCAUUAAUUUAUAAUGUUAUGUGAUUAGAUUGUCAUUGUUAAAGAAGUUUACAAUUACUCAUACUGUAGAGAUUAUAUAUAUAUAUAUGAAACCUAUAGUUCCAUUGAAAUUAAUUUAAAAGUUGUAUUGACUUAUGAAUUAAUUUUAAUUACUGUUCGUGCUUCAAAAACUUCUUGCAGAAUUUAAUUUUUUUAUUGGCAACUAUUAACGAGAAAUAAAUGGCUAUUGUGUGUUAAA